Messenger RNA from Seminavis robusta, 1562 nucleotides. The record is from the annotation of a GenBank genome assembly. NCBI's taxonomy places the organism in Eukaryota, Bacillariophyta, Bacillariophyceae, Naviculales, Naviculaceae.
AUUUAGGUUAAGGUUAGGGUUAGCGGUGGCAAAUCAGCCGAGGCCAUCACCCAUCACCCGCCUCGGCACCAGGCACCAAAACCAAAAUGAUCUGCUGUCGAUGGCAAAAGUUUCGAGCAUAGCCAGAAGCACAAUCAUAUCAGUUGUCAACAGGAUCGGGGGGCCUAGAGUAUUGGAUUAUUCGCCAUCCCAGCAUCCCAGUCGGCAGAGGUACCGGUAUCGAUUGUCAGCAUGGUUUGGCACUUCUACAAGCAAGCGCUAACGCGACAUCCGCUGUUGGUUAAGGCGACGACAGCUGCCACACUCAUGUCCAUUUCGGAUGUUCUUGUUCAGGCUUAUGAACAACAAUCAGGAGAUACUUCGUUGUCUACUUGCAACAGAGAAAGCGUUCCCACGACAUCAAGCAAUGGACUGCUUCUGAUUCUGAUUCUUCAAGCCAACAAUUGGCUACGUACCCUGCAUGUGGGCGUGACAGGCCUCAUUUUUUCUGGACCCAUUACCCACGCGUGGUACGGCAUCUUGGAAAGACUUGUAGAACGACUCCCCUUGAAGUCGUCGGUUUCCACCUUGGCCACCAAACUUCUUUUGGAUGCCAUUCUCUUCUCGCCUAUUGCCGUUGCGGGAUACUUUAUCUGGAGAUCGGUGCUGGAGGGAUCCCAUGUAGGACAAAAGCUCCAGCGCAAGUGGUUCUCGUCACUCCAAGCAUCGUGGUCGUUUUGGCCGUUGGCCAAUACCUUGAACUUCGCCUUUGUUCCUUUGCCAUACAGAGUCCUAUAUAACAAUGCAUUGAGUCUACUGUGGAAUGCCUAUCUUUCCAAUGCAAACCAGGGCUAUGCGGGUGUCACAAGAGAACAGCAAGCGGUCAAGAAAACAAGACCCAUGGCGAUCGGGAAAGAUACCGGUACCAGAUACCGGUACCAGCCCACUAGGAGGGCUUGGGUGGCCUCGUGGAAGGGUUGCCCUUCAUCAUGAUGAGGUUUCUCAGUAACUCACGCUAGACUGGUGGAAAGCUGUGGGAUUUGUCGCUGCUUCCAUCUUCUACGAUGCCGAGUCUAUGCUGAUAGGUGCAGGCCGGGGCUGAAACUGGGGUUGGGAAAAGGCGGCCUCCAGAAGUGGUAGACGACAACGUUAAAACUCCCUUGCAGUGUCUGAUCUGCUGGUCUGCUGCGCCAAUGAGGGGUCAGAUCCUCACGACAAUCUCCAAGGGCAUCGGGUGUGUAGUUCCUAAUAAGUUGCUCCUUCUUGUGUUUGCCUGGCUGUGGUUCAUGUCAUCGUCUGCAUGUACGGUACCCGCAGCAACAACUAUUAAAAUCGGAUUGAAUAGUCGGUAUUAUUAUUCACUGGCAACUUGUUUCUGGGGCAUGCAUACGGAAUACCGAUAGUCUCCCGUUCUGGGUACUCUUUUAAUUAAAACAGGAGCCGCACUGCGAUAUCUUAAAAGUGCUUCAUGCGUUCUGUUCGCUGUGGAUUUAUUUUUCUUGCUGCUCUUUUUCGCACCAAAUCUUGACCUGAUCAAUAUGCGAGUUGAGGCCAAACCGAAACAAAACUUGCAUAAUUGGAUU